This is a messenger RNA of Indicator indicator, 2370 nucleotides long. It is a transcript of the gene GPHN, whose product is annotated as gephyrin. The record is from RefSeq and is a predicted model, not a curated record. Lineage: Eukaryota; Metazoa; Chordata; Aves; Piciformes; Indicatoridae. Gene Ontology annotation, cellular component: postsynaptic membrane; postsynaptic specialization; cytosol. Gene Ontology annotation, biological process: postsynaptic neurotransmitter receptor diffusion trapping; establishment of synaptic specificity at neuromuscular junction; molybdenum incorporation into molybdenum-molybdopterin complex. Gene Ontology annotation, molecular function: molybdopterin molybdotransferase activity. The transcript is spliced from 25 exons. Bases 1 to 2370 code for a protein of 789 amino acids.
AUGGCGUCGGAGGGGAUGAUUUUAACGAACCACGACCACCAAAUCCGCGUCGGCGUCCUCACAGUGAGUGACAGUUGCUUCAGGAACCUUGCCGAGGAUCGUAGUGGGAUAAACCUUAAAGAUCUGGUCCAAGACCCUUCUUUGUUGGGUGGGAUUAUAGCUGCAUACAAGAUAGUGCCAGAUGAAAUAGAAGAAAUCAAGGAGACACUGAUAGACUGGUGUGAUGAAAAGGAACUUAAUUUGAUUCUAACCACUGGAGGAACAGGGUUUGCACCACGAGAUGUCACUCCAGAGAAAUUCCCAACAUUCCCAUUAUGUGGGCUCCAGAGAGGGGCCACUAAAGAAGUAAUAGAACGAGAAGCCCCAGGAAUGGCCCUGGCGAUGCUGAUGGGAUCACUCAAUGUUACUCCUCUGGGCAUGCUCUCUAGACCUGUGUGUGGAAUCAGAGGGAAAACUCUCAUAAUCAAUCUGCCGGGUAGCAAGAAAGGGUCACAGGAAUGCUUUCAGUUUAUACUGCCAGCCCUACCUCAUGCCAUUGAUCUUUUGCGGGAUGCCAUUGUAAAAGUAAAGGAGGUGCACGAUGAGCUUGAAGAUCUACCUUCACCACCACCUCCUCUUUCUCCUCCUCCAACCACCAGCCCUCACAAGCAGACGGAAGACAAAGGAGUGCAGUGUGAGGAAGAGGAGGAAGAGAAGAAGGAUAGUGGAGUUGCCUCAACAGAGGACAGUUCUUCUUCACACAUAACAGCAGCAGCCAUUGCAGCUAAGAUUCCAGAUUCCAUCAUCUCUCGUGGUGUUCAGGUGCUUCCACGUGAUACAGCCUCCCUCAGUACUACUCCCUCAGAAUCUCCUCGUGCCCAGGCCACCUCUCGUCUCUCCACUGCAUCCUGCCCCACACCAAAACAAAUUAGACGGCCGGAUGAAAGCAAAGGAGUUGCUAGUAGAGUUGGAUCCCUCAAACUCCACUAUAGGUUGGAAGGGCUUAAAGAUGAACUGAGGAGGAAUAGAGGCUACAACUCGAGAGUCCAGUCUAGGUGCAGCAGCAAGGAGAACAUCCUCAGAGCAAGUCACAGUGCUGUUGACAUUACCAAGGUAGCAAGAAGACACCGCAUGUCUCCAUUCCCGUUGACAUCUAUGGACAAGGCCUUCAUCACAGUUCUGGAGAUGACCCCAGUGCUUGGAACAGAAAUCAUCAAUUACAGAGAUGGAAUGGGCCGAGUCCUUGCUCAAGAUGUAUAUGCAAAAGAUAAUCUACCACCGUUUCCAGCAUCAGUUAAAGACGGCUACGCCGUCAGAGCUGCUGAUGGCCCAGGAGAUCGAUUCAUCAUAGGAGAGUCCCAGGCCGGUGAGCAGCCCACGCAGACUGUGAUGCCUGGCCAGGUGAUGCGGGUUACAACCGGUGCUCCCAUUCCAUGUGGUGCUGAUGCCGUGGUGCAGGUGGAAGAUACAGAGCUCAUCAGGGAAUCAGACGAUGGCACUGAAGAACUGGAGGUUCGAAUCCUUGUGCAGGCUCGACCAGGCCAAGAUAUCAGACCUAUAGGACAUGACAUUAAAAGAGGUGAAUGUGUGCUGGCUAAAGGAACCCACAUGGGUCCUUCUGAGAUUGGUCUCUUAGCAACUGUUGGAGUAACUGAAGUAGAAGUUAACAAGUUUCCAGUGGUUGCAGUCAUGUCAACAGGGAAUGAGCUACUGAACCCUGAGGAUGACCUCUUGCCAGGAAAGAUUCGGGACAGUAACCGUUCAACUCUCCUAGCUACAAUCCAAGAACAUGGCUAUCCAACAAUCAACUUGGGAAUUGUGGGAGAUAACCCAGAUGAUUUACUGAAUGCAUUGAAUGAGGGUAUCAGCCGUGCUGAUGUGAUCAUUACAUCAGGAGGUGUAUCUAUGGGGGAAAAGGACUAUCUUAAGCAGGUGCUGGAUAUUGACCUUCAUGCACAGAUUCACUUUGGCAGAGUUUUUAUGAAACCAGGCCUGCCAACAACUUUUGCAACUCUGGAUAUUGAUGGUGUAAGAAAAAUAAUCUUUGCUCUCCCAGGCAACCCUGUGUCAGCUGUUGUCACCUGCAAUCUCUUCGUUGUUCCUGCGCUUAGGAAAAUGCAAGGUAUCCUGGAUCCUCGGCCCACCAUCAUCAAAGCCAGGUUAUCAUGUGAUGUAAAACUGGACCCCCGCCCAGAAUACCACCGGUGCAUACUGACUUGGCAUCACCAAGAACCACUGCCUUGGGCACAAAGUACAGGGAAUCAGAUGAGCAGUCGUCUGAUGAGCAUGCGGAGUGCCAAUGGACUGUUGAUGCUACCUCCAAAGACAGAGCAGUAUGUGGAACUUCACAAGGGGGAGGUGGUGGAUGUCAUGGUCAUUGGAAGGCUAUGA